Molecule: messenger RNA, 2224 nt
Organism: Paramacrobiotus metropolitanus
Lineage: Eukaryota; Metazoa; Tardigrada; Eutardigrada; Parachela; Macrobiotidae
Product: solute carrier family 35 member F4-like
Exons: 7
Coding region: 373-1830 (485 amino acids)
Source: RefSeq, a predicted model, not a curated record
AAAGUUUUUAUGGCAGUGGCAUUCACUUUUCCGUUUCGGUUUACUCGUUCAUAACUUCAUACACUAUACUAUGCAGCAAGUUUUGCUACUAUACAUUGAAGUAGUUCUAUAGAAAAGUGCAGUUUUCUGAUGUGGCUUUGGGAAGUGUGGAAGUGGAUUCGUGUGAACUGAAAAUUUUGCAUAUCUGCAAGUCGCUGAAGUCUGUGCUAGCAGUUCGUUACACAGAUUGUACUUCGUUCUGGGUAAUUAAUCACGGUGCCCAGAUACAUAAAUGUGGAGUAAACAUUGUACAAUCAUUGUGAUAAGGCAGAUUAUCUGAUAGUUCUGUGAUCGCGUUGAUAAGCCGCUUCAUCUGUAAUCACUGAUUAGCCGAUGGAACACCGUAUCAGCAAAUAUGGAGAGGAAUUACGCGACGCAGAAGGCUUUAUGCGGCUUCUACCCGAUCAGUCAGAUGAUCAUCCCUACAUUUUUCGUGCGGAUCCUGAAAUGCAACCUCCGGAGAAACCCGAACGCGAAGACGAAGACACUGUGGACGUUAUCGGGGACGAUGACGAGUUCGCUGUGGUUCCUAAAACAGGGCUUUCUGUCGAUCCGAAGGAAGACGACAGCGCAGCCAAAGAUGAGGAAGCAGGAAUAGCCAGCACGGGAAAUGGUGUGGUGGUACUGCAGGACUUGAUAAAAAUAACGUCAAGUGCAGGGAUAACGGAGGAGCCAGUGCACCCGACGGAGGCUGUUCGCAAGCGCGGCUUGCAGGGAAUGUCAGAUAAAAGCAAACAUAUUCUUGGCUUGGGAUUAGUUGUCGUGCAUUGCAUCACCGUCUUGUCAGCUGCCCAGUUCGCUAAAGCGACCUACUCUAAGGACUUUUCGGCACCGUUUUUCAUCGUGUACUUUCGCAGUGCUUGGAGAAUUAUUGUAUUUCCCACCUUCAUGGUUCUGAAGUACAUCCAACGCGCUUAUCGGAAUAAAACUGACAAGCCGACGUCAUUUAUGAAAACGUUCACGAGUUGUGAAACUGUUUUUGGACCAAAGGGGCUAACCCCGAAGGCUUUUGUAUACCCGACUGGUCUGCUGGCCAUGUUAUGGAUCACCGUCCAGUUUGCGCAUGUUUUCGCCGUGAAAUUCCUCAACAAUUCCAUUGUCCAGGCAUUGUUCUGUUCGGAAACAGCUUUUUGUUAUCUCCUAUCAUCUCUUAUUCUCAGAGCUCCGGUUUACAUUUUAAAAGUUAUCGCAGUUGUGAUUGCUUUGGGCGGCGUGGCAUUUAUGGUCUAUUCACAAGGGAAAGACGAUUUGAGUUGGGAAGGGAUUGCUAUUUGUUUGAUCGGUGCCGUUUUGGGAUCUUUAUACAUGGUUGCCUUUAAACGAUUUAUUGGAAAGUCGGAGGAUGUUGGAAAGGCGCUGCUGCUUACCUCGACGAUGGCAGCCUUUAUUACCGUGAUAGCCUGGCCUAUCGUAAUAAUUUUAUAUGUAAAUGGCGUGGAGUACUGGAAUUGGGAAACAUUUCCCUGGGCUACCGUGUGUAUUUCUUCAUCACUGACGUUAGUGUCCAUUUCCAUGUUCAAUCUGUGUCUCACGUUGACAAGUCCACUGAUUAUGACUCUCAGCAAGCUUUUAGGAAUACCGUUUAAUUAUGUUGUCGACGCUUUAUUUUGGAACCAUGUGUUUGAUGAAUUUCAAGCAAUUGGUUGCGUGUUGAUCGCUGUUGGAUUUGUGGCCAUUGCGAUGCCGGAAAGGAUGAUUGCUAUUGAGUAUUUAAAAAAGCGAUUUAAGCGCGAAGUGGUUAUUCCGGUCAGCACGGGGCCUUUGGAUUCGGAACGGAUUACCAAACUGUGAUAUACUGCAGACUUGCUAAGUCUGCAGUUGCGGUACCUCGUUUACUGGCGGACGGAAAGUCCUACCGGUGUUACAUUGAUCUCUUUCGGCGUUUGCCAUAGUCUGUUGACUCUCUUUGCUUUUACUGAGUUUAACAUUGAUUUUACCGUCCUUUCUUCAGUUACGUCGCUAUGUGUCGUUUAUUUAUUAUUGAGAAAAUUGGAAAAGAUACAGUAUUCUAAUUUGCGUGUCAUUUGCAGCAUAUUUGCGUGUCGUUUGCAACAUAAGUUCUUAUUUUUAUGCCGACCUUGCACUAGGUAGUUUGUGCACUAGGUAGUUUUGAUCACUGUCAAAAGUCAAAACGAACUCAGUAAGUGAAAGCAACAAUACAAAAUAAAAUGCUGCGAACUGCAAU